CGUCACAGCGCGCGGGCUUGAAGUGUUGGACCCACCGGGUUUUAAUGGCUUUGGGUCUGCGCAACUCCGUACCCAGGCGCUGUGUUUGAAAUGCAGCGGGACUUAGUGAGUUUCCCGCUGUCUCCAGCGGUGCGGGUGAAGCUUGUGUCUGCAGGUUUCCAGAGUGCUGAGGAACUCCUAGAGGCGAAACCCUCCGAACUCAGCAAAGAAGUUGGGAUAUCUAAAGAGGAAGCCCUAGAAACUCUGCAAAUUGUAAGAAGAAAAUGUCUGACAAAUAAACCAAGAAAUGAUAGUACAUCUGAUACUUCAUGCAGAAAGUGUACGGCCCUGGACCUUCUUGAGCAGGAGCAUACGCAAGGCUUCAUAGUUACCUUCUGUUCUGCACUAGAUAAUAUUCUUGGGGGUGGCGUACCCUUAAUGAAAACAACAGAAAUUUGUGGUGCACCAGGUGUUGGAAAAACACAAUUAUGCAUGCAGUUGGCAGUAGAUGUGCAGAUACCGGAAUGUUUUGGAGGAGUGGCAGGUGAAGCUGUUUUCAUUGAUACAGAGGGAAGUUUUAUGGUUGAGAGAGUGGUAGACCUUGCUACUGCCUGCAUUCAACACCUUCAGCUUAUAGCAGGAACACACAUGGAUGAAGAACACGAAAAAGCUUUGGAGGAUUUCACUCUUGAAAAUAUUCUUUCCCAUAUUUAUUAUUUUCGUUGUCAUGAUUACACAGAGCUACUGGCACAAGUUUAUCUCCUUCCUGAUUUACUUUCAGAUCACUCAAAGGUUCGAUUAGUGAUAGUAGAUGGCAUUGCUUUUCCUUUUCGUCAUGACCUUGAUGACCUAUCCCUCCGUACUCGAUUACUAAAUGGCCUAGCACAGCAAAUGAUCAGCCUUGCAAAUCAUCACAGAUUAGCUGUAAUUUUAACCAACCAAAUGACAACAAAGAUUGAUAAAAGUCAGGCUUUGCUGGUUCCUGCUUUAGGGGAGAGUUGGGGUCAUGCUGCUACAAUUAGGCUAAUUUUUCAUUGGGACCAAAAACAAAGCAGGUUGGCAACAUUGUACAAAUCACCAAGCCAGAAAGGAUGCACAGUACCGUUUCAAAUCACACCUCAGGGAUUUAGAGAUGCUGCUGCCACUGCGUGUUCAUUGCAAACAGAAGAUUCGUUGAAUUCCCGGAAACGGUCUCGAGAUCCAGAUGAAGAACAGUAACCCCAAAAUACUGGGGAUUGAACUCUGGACCUUGUGCUUACAAGGCAGGCUUGAUGCCAUUGAGCUAAAUCGCGGGCCCUUCAGGUACCUUCUUUGAAUCUCAGACCUUGUCUCAUGUCCUUUUUGCUUCUUCUGUACACCUUUAUCCCACUGAGACCAUUCUUUUUUGUACUCUCAUUGGCUCCCACUGUCCAACUGAUUCUACCCUUUAAUCUCUUCUUCAAUCCAUCCUGCACUCACCUGAAAGAAUAUUUGGAUAUUAAAUUUUCUUAAAACAUGGUUUUUAGCCAGGCCUGGUAGCACAUGCGUGUAAUCCUUGCAUUCUGGAGGCUGAGGCAAGAGGAUCACUGAGAGUUCACAGCCAGCCUA
Messenger RNA from Heterocephalus glaber (naked mole-rat), 1566 nucleotides. RefSeq names its product RAD51 paralog C (gene Rad51c). Lineage: Eukaryota; Metazoa; Chordata; Mammalia; Rodentia; Bathyergidae. Gene Ontology annotation, biological process: reciprocal meiotic recombination; DNA repair; meiotic DNA recombinase assembly. The record is from RefSeq and is a predicted model, not a curated record. Gene Ontology annotation, cellular component: Rad51B-Rad51C-Rad51D-XRCC2 complex; Rad51C-XRCC3 complex; replication fork. Gene Ontology annotation, molecular function: crossover junction DNA endonuclease activity; four-way junction DNA binding; ATP-dependent DNA damage sensor activity.